Durusdinium trenchii is the source of this 885-nucleotide messenger RNA. The record is from the annotation of a GenBank genome assembly. Lineage: Eukaryota; Dinophyceae; Suessiales; Symbiodiniaceae.
AUGCUAGUGUCGUUGGUUUGGAUCCUUCCAGCGCAGAAAAAUGCAUGUGAGCGCUGCGAGGAGAGUUUCAAGCAGAGCCAGUCCCACGAGAGUCGUUCCACCGAGCUGCUGGAGAGGUCCACGCUUUGGCGGUUUGGACGACUUCUACCAGUUCUUGCAGGUUUAGAUGAGCUUCGUCGAGUUUCUGCACAACCACAAGCGCUCAGUUCUCCAGAGGCUUCCAGACUCAACAAGGGUGCAGGCUUCUGGGCCUGGUCUUCAAUCGUGGAAGCGGCCUUGCUUGGAGUGGUUUGCGCGACAUGGGCACGGCACCUCGGCUGUGUUGGAGGAAGUGCAGUGAUGGCCGGGAUUGUCGCUUCAUUGGUGGCUGCGCUGCCUGCAGCCGUUGUGUUGGCGGUGACUUUUUUCGGAUGGUACAGAGCAGAUGUGGCAGUGGCGAAUCUCACAGAGUCCCAUUCGUUGCAUCCACCGGAACAACUUGGCCGGUACGAUUUGAAGAUCCUGGAGAAGCUGUACGUGUGUGGCAUUGCUGACUACUACCGCUUGCCCCAAAGGCCUUCAGCACCGCCUCAGGUGCCCAUGAAGCUGAAUGACUAUGAGUACUAUCGCUUGAAGGUGCGUUUGAAGGCAGCGGGUGAAGGACUUAGUUUUCCCAAAGCUUGCCUCGACACACUUGCAAACCGGUGCCUUGUUUGCUGCAUGUCCUGCAGACCAGGCUUUUGCCUGGGAGGAACCAUAGGCUGCACGAGUUCUCCCGCAAUCCCUUUAGCGUGCCUCUUUUCGCCUCUGGCUGUCGCAUGCAAAACUCCAGAGUUUCUGUCUUUGAGAAGGGCCAUUGCACGAUCACGCGCAAACAGCGAGUCAGCGAGUUGGUGUGAAAAGUGA